ACGAUCAUGGCGAUGUUUCGGAGUUUGGUCUCCGGCAGUCAGGCGAAACAUACGCCGGCAGUGCCGGGGGAAAACUUGGCGGAUUCGUACAGCUGUCCCAUCUGUCUGGAGGUCUACCACAAGCCGGUGUCUAUAGCUAGCUGCGGACAUGCGUUUUGUGGGGAAUGUUUGCAACCCUGCCUCCAAGUGGUAUCACCUCUCUGCCCACUUUGCCGCAUGCCAUUUGAUCCAAAGAAAGUGGAAAAGGCCUCUAAUGUGGAGAAACAGCUCUCUUCCUAUAAGGCUCCCUGUCGAGGAUGCAAUAAAAAGGUGACUCUGGUAAAAAUGCGAGCUCAUAUUUCCUCCUGCAAUAAAGUUCAGGAGCAGAUGGAUAACUGCCCAAAGUUUGUUCCGGUUGUUCCUACCACACAGCCCAUUCCCAGCAAUAUUCCAAAUCGUUCCACAUUCAUCUGCCCAUACUGUGGAGCACGAAAUCUUGACCAACAGGAAUUAGUCAAACAUUGCAUGGAAAAUCAUCGUAAUGAUCCCAAUAAAGUGGUAUGCCCAAUUUGUGUGGCAAUGCCAUGGGGAGAUCCAAGCUACAAGAGUGCCAACUUUCUUCAGCAUCUGCUUCACAGGCACAAGUUCUCCUAUGAUACAUUUGUGGAUUACAACAUUGAUGAAGAUGCGGCAUUACAUGCAGCAAUAGCACUUUCUCUCACAGAGAAAUGAAGCAACUGCCUACAUAGAGAUCUAAGCAGACAUCCUUUGUACACGUCACCUUCUCUCACCUGGCAAAGAGAGUGGCAAUUUCCCAACAUUCUGUAGGGUACUGUCAUCCUCUGCACAAGUCACCUUCUCUCAUCUGGGCAAAAAUAGUGUCCUCGUCCUAAUAUUCAGUAAGGUGCUGUCAUCCUUAGCACAGGCCAUUUUUCUCUGUGCAAAGCGAGUGGCAAUUUCUUAGCAUUCUGACAGAUACCAUCACCUUCUGCAUAGGCCACCUUCUCGAUCUGGGAAUAGACAGUGCUCAAUUCUUAGUUUUCAAUCGGGUGCUAUCAACCUCUAUAUAAGUUCACUUCUCACACGUAGGCACAGGUCACAUUCACUUCUCUGCAUUCGAGAGGGUUCUGGUAACUCAGCUAAUCAAGUAACCAGUUGGGUAACAAGUUUUUUUUUGAAUCAUUAGUGUGUACCUAUAUCUUU
Hemiscyllium ocellatum (epaulette shark) is the source of this 1182-nucleotide messenger RNA. RefSeq names its product E3 ubiquitin-protein ligase RNF166. Bases 7 to 711 code for a protein of 234 amino acids. The record is from RefSeq and is a predicted model, not a curated record. Gene Ontology annotation, molecular function: ubiquitin protein ligase activity. Gene Ontology annotation, biological process: protein polyubiquitination; ubiquitin-dependent protein catabolic process. Lineage: Eukaryota; Metazoa; Chordata; Chondrichthyes; Orectolobiformes; Hemiscylliidae. The transcript is spliced from 6 exons.